AUGGAGACUCUCGGCCGAGCUCUGUGCAUCAUCACCGGCGCCUCCAAAGGUUUUGGCCGGGCCGUCGCGAAGGAGAUGGCCCGGCUGGUGGAGCCCGGUUCGGCGUUCGUCCUGGUUGCCCGAUCCGGGGACGAACUUCGGACUCUUCAGACGGAGCUGGCCGAGUCCGGCGUGGAGGCUCGGUGUGUGGUCUUGGAUCUGUCCCUCAACGAAUCACCGGAGAGGGUCGUCCGAACCGCGAAGGAGGUUUUCUCACCGGACAUGGAGCACGUUAUUCUCGUUAAUAACGCUGCCUCACUAGGUGACGUGUCCCGUUUCGGCAAAAGCUUCACCAGCAUGGCCGAGGUGACCUCCUACCUCUCCUUCAACGUCAGCUCAGCUUUGUGCCUUACUGCCGGCGUGCUGCAGGCCUUCCCCGAGCAGUCGGGUCUGCGCCGCUGCGUGAUCAACGUCUCCUCUCUGUGCGCCCUGAAGCCCUUCGCCUCCUGGGUGCUGUACUGCUCUGGCAAGGCCGCCCGGGACAUGAUGUUCAAGGUUCUGGCAGAAGAGGAGCCGGACCUGCGCGUGCUCAACUAUGCUCCAGGUCCUUUGGACACAGAAAUGCACAUAGUAGCCAGGACCGAAACGAGGGACUCCAGCUUAAGGAAGGUCCUUUCUGACAUGUUUGCCGAAGGCAAGCUAGUCAAAUGCGAGGCCUCAUGUGCCACGAUGAUGAAGCUCCUCCUGGAAGACAAAUACAAAUCGGGAGAUCACAUUGACUUCUAUGACAUAUAGAUCAGGCGGCUGAACACGCCGUUGCUCAUUAGCCGGGUGUGGUCCUGACUGUUGACACGUCUUAAAAGAUGUUCUGUGGUUCCACUUACAAAUUAACGCCGCGAUAUUUGUCAAGAUCUGUUUUGAAACAAAUGUGCCGUCCCACUUUGUGAUUUGAAACUAGAAAAUGGACCAAAGCCUUAAUGUCUUUGAGGUAAUUCCUCUCAUGUUAUGCGUCUCACUAAAUAUUUUGUCUUGUACACAUCAGGAACUAUGAAGAAAAAUUGAAAAUUGUCGAGUACUGUACUACCAUCUAUAUUAUAUCACCAAAUCAAUAAA
Molecule: messenger RNA, 1092 nt
Organism: Hippocampus zosterae (dwarf seahorse)
Lineage: Eukaryota; Metazoa; Chordata; Actinopteri; Syngnathiformes; Syngnathidae
Gene: spra
Product: sepiapterin reductase a
Exons: 3
Coding region: 1-774 (257 amino acids)
Biological process (GO): tetrahydrobiopterin biosynthetic process
Molecular function (GO): sepiapterin reductase (NADP+) activity
Source: RefSeq, a predicted model, not a curated record